AUGUAAUUGCAUUCAUGGAAAUUAGCCUCAGAGAAGCUGAGCUGUGCACAAGUAACAGUUAGGGUCACAGCUCCUUGCAUAUACAUCUCUGUGGUACAGGCCAGCGUUCUCCAGGACCAACUCCCUUUCCACUAGCAGUUUUUGUUCAUCUUUCAUUUCAUCUGGACGCCUUUUUUCUUUUUUCUGCUGUGCUGGCAUACACAUGCUCUCUUUCCUCCAUCUCUUGCUCCAUCUAGUGCUGUGGAAGCACCCAGGAGACUGGAACUGCUAUAUAAAUCUGCUAUGGGCUCUGAAGAGAGAAGCAACAAUCUGCUGGUGAUUUAAUGUUGCAACCCAGGGCUUUCAAGGACACUAGGGCAGCAGGACAGGGGACUCACCUUGGUUCCAGGUGACCUGUCUUUACAAGAACGUCAGGAACUGGAAAAUAUCCGUCGUCGGAAGCAGGAACUGUUGGCUGACAUUCAGCGUUUGAAGGAUGAGAUAGCAGAAGUGACGAAUGAAAUUGAGAGCCUGGGAUCUACAGAAGAGAGGAAAAACAUGCAGAGGAACAAACAGGUAGCCAUGGGCAGGAAAAAGUUCAAUAUGGACCCCAAAAAGGGGAUCCAGUUUCUGAUAGAAAAUGACCUGUUGAAGAACACUUGUGAAGACAUUGCACAAUUCCUAUACAAAGGUGAAGGGCUCAACAAAACUGCUAUUGGAGACUACCUAGGUGAAAGAGAUGAAUUUAACAUCCAAGUCCUUCAUGCUUUUGUGGAGUUGCAUGAAUUCACAGAUCUUAAUCUUGUCCAGGCAUUACGGCAGUUUCUGUGGAGCUUUCGUCUUCCAGGAGAGGCACAGAAGAUUGAUCGAAUGAUGGAGGCAUUUGCACAGCGAUAUUGUCAAUGCAAUAAUGGAGUCUUUCAGUCCACAGAUACUUGCUAUGUUCUCUCCUUUGCCAUCAUUAUGUUGAAUACCAGCCUUCAUAACCCCAAUGUCAAAGAUAAACCCACAGUGGAGAGGUUUAUUGCCAUGAAUCGAGGUAUUAAUGAUGGAGGUGAUCUGCCAGAAGAGCUACUCAGGAAUCUAUACGAGAGCAUAAAAAAUGAACCCUUUAAAAUCCCUGAAGAUGACGGAAAUGACCUCACUCAUACUUUCUUCAAUCCAGAUCGUGAAGGCUGGCUACUAAAACUUGGAGGUGGCAGGGUAAAAACGUGGAAGAGACGCUGGUUCAUUCUGACUGACAAUUGCCUUUACUACUUUGAAUAUACAACGGAUAAGGAACCCCGUGGAAUUAUUCCUUUAGAGAACCUAAGCAUCCGGGAGGUAGAGGAUUCCAAAAAGCCAAACUGCUUUGAGCUUUAUAUCCCUGACAAUAAGGAUCAAGUAAUCAAAGCUUGUAAGACUGAGGCUGAUGGUCGAGUUGUGGAGGGAAAUCAUACAGUCUAUCGGAUUUCAGCUCCAACUCCUGAAGAAAAAGAAGAAUGGAUCAAAUGCAUCAAAGCAGCCAUCAGCAGGGAUCCUUUCUAUGAGAUGUUAGCAACAAGGAAGAAGAAAGUUUCUUCUACCAAGAGACAUUAAGAGGCUGUACCAGCUAAUGAGGAUCAGAACCUUAUAGUGUGAAGAAUUCUUGAUUAUCCCCUUCUGCAGUUCUACACAUGGGGAGAGAGAGGGCUGCAAAGCAGGAGCAUCUUCUGCCACUUAACAUCGCCCUGAAUUCCUAAGGACCAGCUUCAGCUUUUGCAAAUUUUUUUUAAGCAAGUGGAGGGAGGGGUCAGGGUGGGUAGUUAUCAGUUGGGGAAAAGAGGGAACCUGAGCCCUUUUAAGGCAUGGAUUCAUAAUUUUUUUUUUUGAAAAAGAACAGAGAGCAAAUCAGCUUCCCUGCAAGUCUCUCCACUCAGCAGGUCUGAUAGCAGAGCUUGGAGCCAACCAUUUACCUCUUGGUUAUUUUUCCUGUGAAGAAGCCUUCAAUUCCUGCAUCAUAGGUACAUUUAUAAAUAUAUUAUAUGUUAAAGUGAAAGGUUGAGAUGGAAGAGAUAAGCCACAACCAUAAAGAUAUAUUUUUGGCUUUAAAGAAGUUUGCCCAGAUGCAUUAUUCUCUUUCCAGUCUUGAAGACUCCCAGAUAAAUUGUGUUCCUCCCUGGGGGAUGGAGCAACAUAGGCAACACAGAUAUCUACCACCAGGCAUUGAGAAGUAAUGAGGGUAAUGCCUAUACUACCUCUCCAAUUUGCUUUGCAUUCUUCUGGUUUAGUGAGUUGGAGAAUAUUUUCUGUGGUUUGCGUAAACUAUUGGGUUUGGGAGAAAGGUGGGGUUGAGGGUUGGGGGGUGAAGAAUGGGAAAGGAAGUUUUCUGAAACUUAAUGGGGUCCUCAGAUUUUAUUUUACUCACCUACUAGGGACUUAAACAAAGUCACUACUUUGUGGGCCCUGUGGUUGCUGUGGCCAUUCAUGCCAUGAGCUGCAAAACAAAAUAGAAUUCUGUUGUUGGUAGUGUUUUCUCAUUUUCACUGCACUGGGGACACUGAAGAGAAGGGAAUCGUUGGAGUUUUUGAGUGCUUUUUUUUUUAUUUUUCAGAAUUAAUGCUUCUCCUGACCUUAAAAAGAAAAAAAAUCAGCAUUUUUCAUUGAGCAAAACACCAAAUAACCAAAAUGAUGAGGAAGGCAAUUCCCAUGGGUACUUGAGAAUGAUUGAUCAGUUGCCUCAUUUUUUUUUUCUUUUCUAAUAUUUUCAGCUAAUUUCCUUAAAGCUCUAGUCCUCGUUUUAGAGGAAAGAGCAUAUUCUUCUUAGUCGCCUUGAGGUUUCAUUUUUUUCCCCUUAAAUUAAGUAGCCCAUAAGUACUUCCCUAAAUGCAUCUUCACCUUAGGAUGUAAUUUGCUUGAUCCUACCAAAGGAUUAAACUGAAACUCUUCCUGUAUUAUAAUUCAAGUGGUUUCUUGAAGUAGGUAGAUAACAGUUUGAGCCCAUAAAAUGCAACUCCCCGGAAUUAUCAGUAGUAGCAGUUCCUUACUUCCAUAGAAUCCAACCUGGCAAUCCAAAAAACCCUGAGAAUAAUUUACCAAUACAUUUCUUCCUAUAUGUAUGUUGAGUUACAUUUUAAGGCACAAAAAGUUCUUGCUAUUAUAAAGAGAUAACUUUGUAAGCCAUUCAGAUUCCCAACAAGUGACAGAGCCCUCAGGGCUCUCCAUCUCUGAAAAUCAUUCUGAAAAGGUAUUGGGGAGAACAAGAGAGCCUGGGGAUGGAUCAGUAAUAGUGUCCCACCUUGCAAUGGAAAUGAAUUACUGAAUAUUACCUGAAGUCUUAUAAGUGGUUUAGUGGAAUAGCAUCAAGUGUUUUUGUGGCUGGGUCCUGUUUGGAAGGUAUCUGGAAAAAAAGCACAACCAGAACCUUCUAUUUAAUAGCAGAACAACCAUUGAAGGAAAACAAGAUUCGGCAAGGCUUCAGGUCUGUUGUUAAUACCAGAAUUACCUCAACUAAGUCCAAUAUUUUGACAUGUUUCAUUUCCUCCCUUUGUGAGUCAAAUCAGUACACUGGUUCUAGCAAGUAAGCGGGGGGUGAAGAGGGUGAGGAAAGGGAGGCAAGUGGAUCAGUAUUAGUUUAUUUAUCAGAGAUGUAAAUAAUCUAUGUAUAGUUUUUCUCCUUUAGAUUAUUUUGUAUUUGGAAAAAGGUUUUUUUUGUUUGUUUGUUUGUUUGUUUGUUUGUUUUUUUUUUUUGGUGGGGGAGAUUUAAAGAGAGAAGUAAUUACUGAUAACAGGAUUUAUUUUAAUUAUUCUGAUUUGUUUUGUUUUGUUUUGCUUUGUUUUGUUUUGUUUUGUUUUGUUUUGCCAUGUAAACUAGAGCCAAGAAAUUGCAGCAAAUAAACUCCAACCCUUCCCUGAGCUGCA
Antechinus flavipes (yellow-footed antechinus) is the source of this 3858-nucleotide messenger RNA. It is a transcript of the gene CYTH1, whose product is annotated as cytohesin 1. Gene Ontology annotation, molecular function: guanyl-nucleotide exchange factor activity. The record is from RefSeq and is a predicted model, not a curated record. Bases 538 to 1557 code for a protein of 339 amino acids. The transcript is spliced from 13 exons. NCBI's taxonomy places the organism in Eukaryota, Metazoa, Chordata, Mammalia, Dasyuromorphia, Dasyuridae. Gene Ontology annotation, biological process: regulation of ARF protein signal transduction.